UAGUUUACUUCAGAUGGCUGAGAAAACAACCAGAGGCCUGCAGGACGUCCCCAGCUCUUCUCCUGAUGAAAAUGAAUUUCCUUUUGGAUAUCCCACCAACAUUUGUGAAGAUGCACCUGAUCAGAAGUACCUGUGCAGCAACUGCAAUAACAUUCUGAAGAAAGCCCUGCAGACGCUUUGUGGGCAUCGGUACUGCUCAGCCUGCCUCUCCUGGAUUGUACGAAACAAUAAAAAUGCAAUUUGCCAGAAAUGUGAAGAGGAAGAUCCCAGCACUUUAAGUGAGGGAAGCCUACUGGCAGAAGAAAGGGCCUUUGGUGAUGCUGCCAUUAAUAAAGAGAUUUCUGAACUCAAAGUGCACUGUGUGACCCUUGGGUGCAGUUGGUCCGGUAUCAUGAAAAAUUUUGAAGAGCAUCAGAGCUUAUGUGAAUAUGCUUUAAUCCCUUGCCACACUGGUUGUGGACACGUGGUGAUGAGAAAGAAGCUUGCAGAUCAUUUGGAAAACGGAUGUGUUAAUAAUACGAUGAUGUGUCAGAAGUGCAAGCAGAGCUUAUCCAGUAGUGAAUACCAAAAUCACUCUACACCCUUUAUCAACAAGGAUGGAUGUCGUUUUUCUGAAGUUGGCUGCUCAUUUAGGGGAAGCAAAGAGAAGAUAAAGGAGCAUGAAAGAACUGCAGUGGGGGCCCACAUGCUGCUUCUGCUGCAACACAUAAAGCAACUGAAGGCGAGCUUGUGCACUGCUGCUAAAGCUGCAAAUGGUUUCAUCCCACAGUCAGAGCUGAGUGUGAAUGGUGCAGGGAAAAGCAUCUCUGAUCUGCACAUCCCAGGGAGUCUGGAAAUCAGCGGAGAUGUGGAAAUAGACUGUUUUCCUGGAUCUUCCAUGUCGGAAGAUGAAUCUGUUCUGCAACAACUUGUGAGGGAGAAAGUGGUUUCUGAGCUAGAAAAUAAGCUUCAUGUGUUUGAGAAUAUUGUGGCAGUGCUCAAUAAAGAGGUGGAGACCUCUCACUUGGAAAUCACAGCCUUUCGGAGGCAGAGUGAGCUUGAUCAAAAUAUAAUACGAGGCCUUGAACUGAAGAUUGCAGAGUUGCACCGGUGCCUGUUGCAGAAGGAUGCAGGCCUGAGCAGUCUUCACAAGAGUCUUCUGUUCUCUGAGCAAGCUUCCUAUGAUGGGGUCUUUCUGUGGAAAAUAACAGAUGUUGGCAGGAAGCUACAGGACUCUGUGACUGGAAGAACAGUCAGUUUGUAUUCACCAGCUUUCUACACUGCGAAGUAUGGCUACAAGGUCUGUAUGAGGGUUUAUCUGAACGGGGAUGGGACAGGAAAAGGAACACACAUGUCCCUGUUCUUUGUGGUGAUGAAAGGAGACUACGAUGCUCUGCUCCCGUGGCCUUUCAGGCACAAGGUUACAUUUAUGUUGCUUGACCAAAACAACAGGGAACACAUUAUUGAUGCGUUUCGCCCAGACUUGACUUCCGCUUCAUUUCAGAGACCGGUGAAUGAUAUGAACGUUGCAAGUGGCUGUCCCAUGUUCCUCCCUUUGGCCAAACUGCAGUCACCUAAAUAUGCCUAUGUGAAAGAAGACACACUCUUCCUUAAAUGCAUUAUAGAAACAAAUUAG
Molecule: messenger RNA, 1615 nt
Organism: Mesitornis unicolor (brown roatelo)
Lineage: Eukaryota; Metazoa; Chordata; Aves; Mesitornithiformes; Mesitornithidae
Gene: TRAF1
Product: TNF receptor-associated factor 1
Exons: 9
Biological process (GO): positive regulation of JNK cascade; regulation of apoptotic process; protein K63-linked ubiquitination
Cellular component (GO): cytoplasmic side of plasma membrane; plasma membrane signaling receptor complex
Molecular function (GO): tumor necrosis factor receptor binding; ubiquitin protein ligase binding; zinc ion binding
Source: RefSeq, a predicted model, not a curated record